This is a messenger RNA of Eruca vesicaria subsp. sativa (arugula), 948 nucleotides long. Lineage: Eukaryota; Viridiplantae; Streptophyta; Magnoliopsida; Brassicales; Brassicaceae. The record is from the annotation of a GenBank genome assembly.
AUGGGUUCAAGCUCAGAGGUAGUAUCUACAAUUGUGAGGAAAUGGAGAGAGCAUCCACCUUCUUCGUAUUCCCUCAAGGUUGACAGCUUCAAACAACUUGAGAAGUUCACAACGUCCUCUAAUGAUAAUUACCAGUCUCGUCUUUUCUCCUCUUGUGGAUAUAACUGGAAACUGAUCGUAUACCCAAAAGGAAACGAAAAGAACAAUGGGAAAGGGUUCAUUUCGAUGUAUGUGGAAAUAGACAGCAAAAGCUUGAUAUCAGCACCAAAUUGUGAGGUGUUUGCGGAACUCUUUUUCUUUAUCUACAACAAGAUGGAAAACAAGUACCUUACUGUUCAAGAUGUGGAAGUAAAGAGGUUCAAUGCACUUAAAACGGUGUGGGGGUUGCAGCAAGUUCUUCCAUUUGAUUCAUUCAACAACCCUGAAAAAGGUUAUGUCUUUGAAGGAGAUCAAUGUGAGUUUGGUGUUGAUGUUAUUGUUCCAUCACCCCUUACCAAUUGGGAAAUUCUCUCUUUUAAUGAGAAACUCCCGAUCCCCAAGUUCUCUUGGAGUCUUGAAAAUUUUUCUCAGUUAACCGAGGAAAAAUACAGAUCGAACACUUUCUCAAUGGGAGCAAGGAAAUGGACUCUGUUGCUGUAUCCGAAGGGUGACUCUAGAGCAGGUGGCAAAUGGUUAUCCCUUUAUAUGCAAUUAGCUGAUUGUGAUAAACCAAAAGCGGGCGAGAUGAUUUUGGCGCAAGCAAAUUUGCGAGUUCUGGACCCACUUGGAUCCAAUCACAUUGAACGCAAACUGAACUAUUGGCACAAGGAAGAAAACUUGGGUUGGGGUUCGUAUAUGUUUUUGUCGUUAGAUGAACUUCGGAAGUCUUACUUGGACAAGGAAGACGCGUUGAACGUUGAGAUCGAAUUUGAAGUUGUUUCUGCGACCAAAUAUUCUCCUAAUCUCUAA